GGCCAAGGCCAACCACUCGCCAUGCCAUGUCGCGCCAUUGGCCGCAUCUUUCUAGGGAGAAAAUAGAGCCAAAUUCGAUAUGGGUUCUGCCCAUUCUUCAUGCUCUCUCAUCCCCACUUCCCCCACUAACCAAUUCUGCUUCCCCCCACCGCCAAUUAACUCAUCAAACUUCCGCCCAAAUCAGAAUCAAAUCAGAAAUUCAAUCAACUUCACGUCUCACCCUUUUCUUUCUUCUUCCUCUUCAAAAGUCUUGCCUUUGAGGUGUAGCAAGGUGGGUGAAUUUGAAACCCAAGUGAAGUUCUUGAAAACCAUGGCGGAUAUUCACGGCAUCGAUCAAGAGUUGCUCCAGAAGAUGGUCUACGAUGCUCUUGUUUGGAGCUCUCUGAAUGGGCUUGUUGUUGCUGACAGGUCUGUGAAGAGAUCUGGAAGAGUACCAGGUGUAGGUUUGGUUCAUUCUCCAAUUGCCUUGUUGCCGGGGUUAUUUCCUGAAACUUAUUGGACGCAAGCAUGUGAGUUAGCCUCCAUUUUUAAUGAAUUAGUUGAUCGAGUGAGCUUGGAUGGGAAAUUUCUACAAGAAUCGCUAUCCAGAACUAAGAAAGUAGAUGAUUUUACGUCUAGACUUUUGGAUAUUCAUUCCAAGAUGCUUCAGAUUGACAAAAAAGAGGAAAUUCGCUUGGGUUUACAUCGGUCAGAUUAUAUGCUUGAUGAGAAAACUAAAUUACUUCUUCAAGUAGAGCUCAACACCAUAUCAUCUUCAUUUGCUGGGCUUAGUUGUCUUGUCAGUGAACUUCAUAGUGAUAUACUUAGUCAAUACGGGGAAGUCCUUGGAUUGGACUCUAGAAAGAUUCCUAAAAACCAUGCGGUUAAUCAAUAUGCUGAGGUAUUGGCCAAAGCUUGGACUGAAUAUAAUAACGCCAGUGCUGUUAUUCUGAUUGUAGUUCAAGCUGAGGAACGCAACAUGUAUGAUCAGCAUUGGCUUUCUUAUAACUUGAGAAAAAGACAUAAUGUCAAGACUCUCCGUAAGACACUGGCAGAAAUCGAUAGGGAGGGAGAACUGCAAUCUGAUGGAACGCUCCUUGUGGAUGGCCAAGCAAUUGCAGUUGUGUACUUCAGGGCUGGAUAUACGCCAUCUGACUAUCCUUCUGAAUCAGAAUGGAGAUCAAGGUUACUUAUGGAGCAGUCAUCUGCAAUCAAAUGUCCAUCGAUAUCUUAUCAUUUAGCAGGCACCAAGAAAAUUCAACAGGAGCUUGCAAAACCAAAUGUACUUGAAAGGUUUGUAGACAGUAAAGAGGAUAUUGCAAAGAUAAGGAAAUGCUUUGCAGGGUUGUGGAGUUUAGAUGACACAGAUACAGUUAAAAAAGCCAUCGAAACACCAGACCUAUUCGUUAUGAAGCCACAAAGAGAAGGCGGAGGGAACAACAUCUAUGGUGAUGAUGUGAGGAAAGCCCUUCUAAGAUUGCAGAAGGAAGGGAAUGAAGAAGAUGCUGCGUACAUUCUUAUGCAGAGGAUAUUCCCAUCUGUUUUCCCGACGAUUUUUGUGCGAGACGGGAUCUAUCAUAAGGACCAUGCAAUUUCAGAGCUUGGUAUAUUCGGGGCUUACUUAAGGAACAGGGACAAAGUAAUUGUAAAUGACCAUUGUGGUUACCUGAUGAGAACAAAAACAUCUUCAUCAAAUGAGGGUGGGGUUGCAGCUGGAUUUGCAGUCUUGGACAGUGUCUACUUAACUUGAGUGAGAGUGCGAUCAAUCUACCCAAUUCUCCAAUGCCCCAAGUUUUAAAUUAUAGUAUGAUUAUCAUUGCUUGACAAAGGCUUUGUUUGCCAUCUGCAAAACCUUUAGAAAAUCUCCUGUAUUGGUUUAAUUUUUAGUUGCCUGAUUCUAUGAGAUUUGAUGAUUUGGUAUCCUCAGAAAAGCCAAAUUUUUCAUUACAAUUAUUUAUGCUUCAAACAAGAAUCUCAAUUCUUCAA
Molecule: messenger RNA, 1965 nt
Organism: Momordica charantia (bitter melon)
Lineage: Eukaryota; Viridiplantae; Streptophyta; Magnoliopsida; Cucurbitales; Cucurbitaceae
Gene: GSH2
Product: glutathione synthetase 2
Biological process (GO): glutathione biosynthetic process
Cellular component (GO): cytosol
Molecular function (GO): glutathione binding; ATP binding; glutathione synthase activity
Source: RefSeq, a predicted model, not a curated record